Molecule: messenger RNA, 1836 nt
Organism: Oryzias latipes (Japanese medaka)
Lineage: Eukaryota; Metazoa; Chordata; Actinopteri; Beloniformes; Adrianichthyidae
Source: RefSeq, a predicted model, not a curated record
AAGAAAGUAGAAUUUGGUUAAAAAAAUGUCUUUAUAAAUGAAACAUUUAUUUCUGUGUGGAGUUUAAAUAUACUCCCUGUGAGUGUGCGUCUUCUGAGGACUACUCCUUACAUAAAAAAAAAAAAAAAAAACUAAUAUACGCGCGUGCGUGAAGCCUCGUGAUAGCGACCUCUCCUGUCAUCAUUUAUACUACAAUACACGUAUACUUGUAUUGAAUGAAGUGCGUCAUUUAUUGGCGCUGUUAUAAAAUAAAACUCUCGACAUAAGGUAAUUAAUGUACGAUUUCCGAAAGAUCCUAAACGUCUCAUGCCGCUCAAAUUUCCAACGGUGGACGUGGGUCACCUCUCAUCCGCGCAGAUGGACGUCACUGAGUAUGUUUUGUCGGCGGGGAAAGCCGUUUUGGACAUGAUGGAGCGGGAAUGGCAGCCUCUGAACGCGGUCGAGCUCGAGCAUCAGUUGGACAAGGCGGUGGAGCAGAUCCUGGAGUCGGACCUGGCAUCAACACUUAAAAGGAAGAAGUCUCCUUGUAUUUAUGAACAGUUGACACAAAGUCAAGCGAACGCGGCGCCUCAAAUGCGAACAGAAAGUGGGUCUGCAGAAGCCGUGGAGUCCCAGCCGAAGCGGGACUCUGUGGACGAUGCGGCUGUUCAGCACAUCUCAGAGCUCCUGCAGAGCUCCAAAGCUGGGACUCGGAUGGCUGGACGGGCUCGACUGUCUCUGUCCCACACGGUCCUCCUGUCUCUCACGCUGCUGUCGGAGCGGGUCAGCUACCGGGCAGUGUCUGACCGCUUCCAGCUGGAGAAAGGAAACAUCCACCGGAUCUUCUUCUCUUUCUGUGAGCGCAUCAACAGGCUGGAGGAGAAGCUCAUUAGAUGGCCAGUUGGCAGUGACGCCGCGGAGACGCUUGUUCCAUUUUCCAGUCUGCUUGGAAAAGGCGAGCAGGAGAACGGGAAAGGGGUUCCUCAAGUUCUAGGAGUGCUGGGACACACAUGGAUCCCAAUCCGUCUGCCAGUAGGCAAACGUGUCAUGGAGAGGGCUAAAAUGAAGAUGGAGACGCAUCCUGGCUCCUGGCUCCGCCUGGAGCUGGUUUGUGACCACAGAGGCCAGAUCCUCCACUGCAGAGCUGGAACAGGUUUAGAGGACGGGAGAGGCACCUCUCUGAGGAACAGACUUGCACAGCAGCCUGAUCUGACGCCCUCAGGUUCUUUCCUCGUAGCAAGGGCCGGAUACCCACUGACUCCACAGAUUUUAACUCCAUACGAAAACAGCUGCGGACGGAAGGAGGAGCUCUUCAACCAAACUCUAGAGGAGCAUUUUGGGACAUUUGAUCAGGCUGUGGCUAAACUGAAAGCUCGAUUCCAAAGACUCAAGUACCUGGACGUGGGAAACUUUGAGCGAGCCAGAGCCGUUGUGCUGACCGCUUGUGUUUUACACAACGUUUUCCUGAACACGGGACAAGAGUUUGAGGGACCCUUUGAGACAGAGGAGGCCCCGAUCCCCGAGAGAGAAGUAGCAGUCGAUGAGGAGGGGAUUCUUCAUCGAGAUGGAGUUGCAGAGUUGCUGUUUAAAAAUGUCAACAGUGCGAGGAUUUAAUAUGUGGGUCAGUGAGGAUGAACACCAUCUUUAUCGGAUUUCCCUGAAUUUCUGUCACUGCUGUUUUGUCCCAUUCCAUCAAUUCAAUCUUAAUUUAUAAAACAUUUUUCAUACAAAAACAAGAAAAAGUGCUUUUCAGAAUAAAAAAUUUUUUCAACUAAAAAACAAACAAACACAAAGCCAAACAAAAAGUUAAGCAAUGUGUUUGCUGCAGGAACUUCUUUGGAAUUCAAGCAAAUUAAU